AUGCGAUACCCACCCAUCUCAGUGAUCCUGCAAUGGCCAACACCAAACUACGAUAGCCCCGAGACGCGAGGGCCAGCUCUUCUCAUCGUCAACAUCAUCUUCAUGAUCUUGGUCGUUGCUGCCGUUGCUGGGCGGUUCUACGCGAGGACAUACUAUAAGAAAUGGUUCGGCAUUGACGAUGUCAUGUGCGUGUUCGCGCUGAUCUUCACUCUGGCGACAGCAGUGGUGGUGAUUCUGGCGAAUGAGAAGUUUGGCUGGAAUAGGCAUAUCUAUGAUAUCCCAUUCGACUGGAUCGAACGAGCCAACAUCAUCGCCUUCAUCGCCAAACUCACCUUCACCUUCGCCGCGACCUUCAUCCGCCUCUCACUCAUAUGCUUCUACUACCGCCUGGUCAAGGACAGUGGCAUCCGAUGGUUCAACUGGGUGCUGCAUGCCAGCGUGCUCUGGACACUCGCUGUUGGCAUCACGUUCAUUUGCUUGGGUAUAUGGCUCUGCUCACCAGUCGAGUCCUAUUGGAUCUUCCCGCAAAUGGAUGGCGCGACCUGCAUCGACGAGGGCAAGACCAUGCUCGGCGCAGGAGUGGUCAAUACUGUGUCUGAUCUCUGGGUCACGAUAGUGCCUAUCCCGCUCAUCAUGCAGCUCAGGAUGCCGCUGAAGCAGCGCAUGGGUGUGUGCGUGUUGCUAUGUCUCGGCAUGAUCGUCACGAUUGCUGGUGCGCUGCGGACGUACUUCACCUGGAAGAGCUUGAUGGAUAGCUGGGACGAGACCUGGCACGCUUACUCGUUGUGGAUUUGCGCAGCGGUCGAGUUGGACAUAGGCCUAAUCUGCUCCUGCGCCCCAGCCUGGAAAUCCCUCCUCGCCCGCCACAUCGCCGAACUCACCUCCAAACUCUCCUCCCUGCGCACUCCAAACGCCUCUUCCAACGACCCUUCAGCGACCACCCCACCGCCCUCCCGCUUCAACCCUCUGCGCAGCAUACCCUGGUUCCAACACACCCGCUUCGACUUUGAGAGAACGAAGCGAUCGCGUCUCGACGCUUCUGACGAAAUCGCGCUGCAGCAAGUGGAGAAAAGCGGCAGAGUGAGUGAGAUGCCGCUCGACGACGACGGGCAUGAGGAGAGGAGGUAUGGGGCGAGGACGAAGACUCCGCCGCCGCUGCAGAUUUCUUUGCGGCAGAGUUUGGAUCAGCGGAGUGUGCGGUUGUCGCAUGAGGAAGGCAAUGGGUCGAGGGAGAGGAGGUAG
Molecule: messenger RNA, 1242 nt
Organism: Saxophila tyrrhenica
Lineage: Eukaryota; Fungi; Ascomycota; Dothideomycetes; Mycosphaerellales; Extremaceae
Exons: 5
Coding region: 1-1242 (413 amino acids)
Source: RefSeq, a predicted model, not a curated record